CAAAGAAUUCACACUGGGGAGAAGCCCUAUAAAUGCUUUGAGUGUGGGAAGAGCUUUGCUCUCAGCUCACACCUUAAGCAGCAUCAACGAAUUCACACUGGGGAGAAGCCCUAUAAAUGCUUAGAGUGUGGGAAGACCUUUGCUCACAGCACACAGCUUAAGCAGCAUCAAGGAAUUCACCCUGGGGGGAAGCCCUAUAAAUGCUUUGAGUGUGGGAAGUGUUUUGCUCUCAGCUCACACCUUAAGCAGCAUCAACGAAUUCACACUGGGGAGAAGCCCUAUAAAUGCUUAGAGUGCGGGAAGACCUUUGCUCAGAGAACACACCUUGCACCAUCAGGAAAUUCACAGCAUCAACGAAUUCACACUGGGGAGAAGCCCUAUAAAUGCUUGGAGUGUGGGAAGAGCUUUGCUCAUAGCACACAGCUUAAGCAGCAUCAACGAAUUCACACUGGGGAGAAGCCCUAUAAAUGCUUAGAGUGUGGGAAGACCUUUGCUCAUAGCACACAGCUUAAGCAGCAUCAAGGAAUUCACCCUGGGGGGAAGCCCUAUAAAUGCUUUGAGUGUGGGAAGUGUUUCGCUCUCAGCUCACACCUUAAGCAGCAUCAACGAAUUCACACUGGGGAGAAGCCCUAUAAAUGCUUAGAGUGCGGGAAGACCUUUGCUCAGAGAACACACCUUAAGCACCAUCAGGAAAUUCACACUAGGGAGAAGCCCUAUAAAUGUUUAGAGUGCGGGAAGAGCUUUGCUCAGAGCAGAUAUCUUAAGCUGCAUCAAAGAAUUCACACUGGGGAGAAGCCCUAUAAAUGCUUUGAGUGUGGGAAGAGCUUUGCUCAGAGAACACACCUUAAACAGCAUCAGGGAAUUCACACUGGAGAGAAGCCCUAUAAAUGCUUAGAGUGUGGGAAGAGCUUUGCUAACAGGUCAAGCCUUAAGCACCAUCAGGAAAUUCACAUUAGGGAGAAGCCCUAUAAAUGCUUUGAGUGCGGGAAGAGCUUUGUUCACAGCAGCAGACUUAAGCUGCAUCAAAGAAUUCACACCGGGGAGAAGCCCUAUAAAUGCUUUGUGUGCGGGAAGAGCUUUGCUCAGGGUAUACAUCUUAAGCUGCAUCAAGGAAUUCACUCUGGGGAGAAGCCCUAUAAAUGCUUAGAAUGCGGGAAGAGCUUUCAUCGGUGCACAGAACUUAAGCGACAUCAAAGAAUUCACACUGGGGAGAAGCCCUAUAAAUGCUUUGAGUGCGGGAAGAGCUUUGCUCAGGGUAUAAAUCUUAAGCACCAUCAAAGAAUUCAUACUGGGGAGAAGCCCUAUAAAUGCUUUGAGUGCGGGAAGAGCUUUGCUCACAGCAGCAGCUUUAAGAAGCAUCAAAGAAUUCACACUGGGGAGAAGCCCUAUAAAUGCUUUGAGUGCGGGAAGAGCUUUGCUCAGGGUAUACAUCUUAAGCGGCAUCAAAGAAUUCACACUGGGGAGGAGCCCUAGAAAUGCUUUGAGUGUCGGAAGACCUUUGCUCAGAGCACAAGCCUUAAGGUGCAUGAAAGAAUUCACACUGGGGAGAAGCCCUAUAAAUGCUUUGACUGCGGGAAGACCUUUGCUCAGAGCACACACCUUCACCUGCAUCAAAGAAUUCACACUGGGGAGAAGCCCUAUAAAUGCUUAGAGUGUGGGAAGACCUUUGCUCGGAGCACACAGCUUAAGCAGCAUCAAGGAAUUCACACUGGGGAGGAGCCCUAUAAAUGCUUUUACUGCGGGAAGACCUUUGCUAACAGCACAAGCCUUAAGCGGCAUCAAAGAAUUCACACUAGGGAGAAGCCCUAUAAAUGCUUAGAGUGUGGGAAGAGCUUUGCUCAUAGCAGCAAACUAAAGCGGCAUCAAGGAAUUCACACUGGGGAGAAGCCCUAUAAAUGCUUAGAAUGCGGGAAGAGCUUUGUUCAAAGCUCAUACCUUAAGCUGCAUGAAAGAAUUCACACUGGGGAGAAGCCCUAUAAAUGCUUAGAGUGUGGGAAGAGCUUUGCUCACAGCACAAGCCUUAGGCUGCAUCAAGGAAUUCACACUGGGAAGAAGCCCUAUAAAUGCUUAGAAUGCGGGAAGAGCUUUGCUCAGAGCACACAUCUUAAGCAGCAUCAAAGAAUUCACACUGGGGAGAAGCCUUAUAAAUGCUUAGAAUGCGGGAAGAGCUUUGUUGUGAGCUCAAACCUUAAGCAGCAUCAAAGAAUUCACACUGGGGAGAAGCCCUAUAAAUGCUUAGAGUGUGGGAAUUGCUUUGCUAACAGCAAAACCCUUAAGCUGCAUCAAAGAGUUCACACUGGGGAGAAGCCCUAUAAAUGCUUAGAAUGCGGGAAGAGCUUUGCUCAGAGCACACAGCUUAAGCAGCAUCAAAGAAUUCACACUGGGGAGAAGCCCUAUAAAUGCUUAGAGUGUUCAAAGAACUUUGCUCAAAGCGCAAGCCUUAAGCUACAUCAAAGAAUUCACACUGGGGAGAAGCCCUAUAAAUGCUUAGAGUGCGGGAAAUGCUUCGCUCACAGCAAAAGCCUUAAGCUGCAUCAAGGAAUUCACUCUGGGGAGAAGUCCUAUAAAUGCUUAGAAUGCGGGAAGAGCUUUGUUCUAAGCUCACAACUUAAGCAGCAUCAAGGAAUUCACACUGGGGAGAAGCCCUAUAAAUGCUUAGAAUGCGGGAAGAGCUUUGUUGUGAGCUGAAACCUUAAGCAGCAUCAAAGAAUUCACACUGGGGAGAAGCCCUAUAAAUGCUUUGAGUGCGGGAAGAGCUUUGCACAGAGCAGCAGCCUUAAGCUGCAUCAAAGAAUUCACACUGGGGAGAAGCCCUAUAAAUGCUUAGAGUGUGGGAAGAGCUUUCCUCAGAGCAAAACCCUUAAGCAGCAUCAAAGAAUUCACACUGGGGAGAAGCCCUAUAAAUGCUUAGAGUGUGGGAAGAACUUUGCUCGGAGCACACACCUUAAGCAUCAUCAGAGAAUUCACACUGGGGAGAAGCCCUAUAAAUGUUUAGAGUGCGGGAAGAGCUAUAGCCUGGGUAUACAACUUAAGCGGCAUCAAAGAAUUCACACUGGGGAGAAGCCCUAUAAAUGCUUUGAGUGCGGGAAGAGCUUUUCUGAAAGCAGCAAACUUAAGCAGCAUAAAAGAAUUCACACUGGGGAGAAGCCCUAGAAAUGCUUUGAGUGUUGGAAGAUCUUUGCUCUGAGCUUACACCUUAAGCAGCAUCAAAGAAUUCUCUUUGAUGCUAAGCCAUAUAAAUGUAUGGGAUUGUGUGAAAGAAACUUCACUUUCAACACACAACUUAACUUGCAUCAACGAAUUCACACUGGAGAAAAGCCCUAUAAAUGCUUUGAGUGUGGGAAGAGCUUUGCUCUCAGCUCACACCUUAAGCAGCAUCAACGAAUUCACACUGGGGAGAAGCCCUAUAAAUGCUUAGAGUGUGGGAAGAGCUUUGCUCACAGCUCACACCUUAAGCAGCAUCAACGAAUUCACACUGGGGAGAAGCCCUAUAAAUGCAUAGAGUGUGGGAAGAGCUUUGCUCGCAGCUCACACCUUAAGCUGCAUCAAACAAUUCACACUGGGGAGAAGCCCUAUAAAUGCUUUGAGUGCGAGAAGAGCUUUGCUCAGAGCACACACCUUAAGUAUCAUCAAAGAAUUCACACUGGGGAGAAGCCCUAUAAAUGCUUUGAGUGCGGGAAGAGCUUUCUUGAAAGCAGCAAACUUAAGCAGCAUAAAAGAACUCACACUGGGGAGAAGCCCUAUAAAUGCUUUGAGUGCGGGAAGAGCUUUUCUGAAAGCAGCAAACUUAAGCAGCAUAAAAGAACUCACACUGGGGAGAAGCCCUAUAAAUGCUUUGAGUGCGGGAAGAGCUUUGCUGACAGCAACAGCCUUAAGCGGCAUAAAAGAACUCACACUGGGGAGAAGCCCUAUAAAUGCUUAGAGUGCGGGAAGAGCUUUGCUGACAGCAACAGCCUUAAGCGGCAUCAAAGAGUUCACACUGGGGAGAAGCCCUAUAAAUGCUUUGAGUGCGGGAAGAGCUUUUCUGAAAGCAUCAAACUUAAGCAGCAUAAAAGAACUCACACUGGGGAGAAGUCCUAUAAAUGCUUUGAGUGCGGGAAGAGCUUUUCUGAAAGCAGCAACCUUAAGCAGCAUCAAAGAACUCACACUGGGGAGAAUCCCAUUAAAUGCUUAGAGUGUGGAAAGAGCUUUACUCAAUACUCAAGCCUUAAGCAGCAUCAAAGUAUUCACACUGGGGAGAAGCCCUAUAAAUGCUUAGAGUGUGGGAAGAACUUUGCUCAGAGGUCACAGCUUAAGCAGCAUCAAGUAAUGCACACUGGGGAGAAGCCCUAUAAAUGCUUUGAGUGCGGGAAGAGCUUUGCUCGCAGAGAAACCCUUAUGCUGCAUCAAAGAAUUCACACUGGGGAGAAGCCCUAUAAAUGCUUAGAGUGUGGGAAGGACUUUGCUCAGAGGUCACAGCUUAAGCAGCAUCAAGUAAUUCACACUGAGGAAAAGCCCUAUAAAUGCUUUGAGUGCGGGAAGAGCUUUCCUCGCAGAGAUACCCUUAUGCUGCAUCAAACAUUUCACACUGGGGAGAAGCCCUAUAAAUGCUUUGAAUGUGAGAAGAGCUUUGCUCAGACCACACAGCUUAAGCGGCAUCAAAGAAUUCACACUGGGGAGAAGCCCUAUAAAUGCUUUGAGUGCGGGAAGAGCUUUUCUGAAAGCAGCAAACUUAAGCAGCAUAAAAGAACUCACACUGGGGAGAAGCCCUAUAAAUGCUUUGAGUGCGGGAAGAGCUUUACUCAAUGCUCAAGCCUUAAGCAGCAUCAAAGAAUUCACACUGGGGAGAAGCCCUAUAAAUGCUUUGAGUGUGGGAAAUGCUUUGCUCUCAGCUCACACCUUAAGCGGCAUCAACGAAUCCACACUGGGGAGAAGCCCUAUAAAUGCUUAGAGUGUGGGAAGAGCUUUGCUCUCAGCUCACACCUUAAGCAGCAUCAACGAAUUCACACUAGGGAGAAGCCCUAUAAAUGCUUUGAGUGCGGGAAGAAGUGUGGGAAGAGCUUUGCUCGGAGCACACAGCUUAAGCAGCAUCAAGGAAUUCACACUGGGAAGAAGCCCUUUAAAUGCUUAGAGUGCGGGAAGACCUUUGCUCGGAGCACACAGCUUAAGCAGCAUCAACGAAUUCACACUGGGAAGAAGCCCUUUAAAUGCUUAGAGUGCGGGAAGACCUUUGCUCAGAGCACACAGCUUAAGCAGCAUCAAGGAAUUCACACUGGGGAGAAGCCCUAUAAAUGCUUUGAGUGUGGGAAAUGCUUUGCUCUCAGCUCACACCUUAAGCGGCAUCAAACAAUUCACACUGGGGAGAAGCCCUAUAAAUGCUUUGAGUGCGGGAAGAGCUUUUCUGAAAGCAUCAAACUUAAGCAGCAUAAAAGAACUCACACUGGGGAGAAGCCCUAUAAAUGCUUUGAGUGUGGAAACAGCUUUGCUCAGAGCAGCUACCUUAAUCUGCAUCAAAUAAUUCACACUGGGGAGAAGCCCUAUAAAUGCUUUGAGUGUGGGCAGACCUUUGUUCGGCGCUCAAACCUAAAGCAGCAUCAAAGAAUUCACACUGGGGAGAAGCCCUAUAAAUGCUUAGAAUGCGGGAAGAGCUUUGCUCGGAGCACAAACCUUAAGCAUCAUCAAAGAAUUCACACUGGGGAGAAGCCCUAUAAAUGCUUUGAGUGCGGGAAGAGCUUUGCUCAGAGCAGCAGCCUUAAGCUGCAUCAAGGAAUUCACACUGGGAAGAAGCCCCAUAAAUGCUUUGAGUGCGGGAAGAGCUUUGCUCAUGGUAUACAACUUAAGAGGCAUCAAAGAAUUCACACUGGGGAGAAGCCCUAUAAAUGCUUUGAGUGCGGGAAGAGCUUUGCUCAGAGCAGCAGACUUAAGCUGCAUCAAAGAAUUCACACUGGGGAGAAGCCCUAUAAAUGCUUUGAGUGCGGGAAGAGCUUUGCUCAGAGCAGCAAACUUAAGCUGCAUCAAAGAAUUCACACUGGGGAGAAGCCCUAUAAAUGCUUUGAGUGCGGGAAGAGCUUUGCUCACAGCACAAGCCUUAAGCUGCAUCAAGGAAUUCACUCUUUGGAGAAGCCCUAUAAAUGCUUAGAAUGUGGAAUGACCUUUGCUCAGAGUACACAUCUUAAGCGGCAUCAAAGAAUCCACACUGGGGAGAAGCCCUAUAAAUGCUUAGAAUGCGGGAAGAGCUUUGUUGUGAGCUCAAACCUUAAGCAGCAUCAAAGAAUUCACACUGGGGAGAAGCCCUAUAAAUGCUUUGAGUGCGGGAAGAGCUUUGCUCAGAGCAGCAGCCUAAAGCUGCAUAAAAGAAUUCACACUGGGGAGAAGCCCUAUAAAUGCCGAGUGUGUGAAAGAAACUUCACUUUCAACACACAACUUAACUUGCAUCAACGAAUUCACACUGGAGAAAAGCCCUAUAAAUGCUUUGAGUGUGGGAAGAGCUUUGCUCUCAGCUCACACCUUAAGCAGCAUCAACGAAUUCACACUGGGGAGAAGCCCUAUAAAUGCUUAGAGUGUGGGAAGAGCUUUGCUCACAGCUCACACCUUAAGCAGCAUCAACGAAUUCACACUGGGGAGAAGCCCUAUAAAUGCAUAGAGUGUGGGAAGAGCUUUGCUCGCAGCUCACACCUUAAGCUGCAUCAAACAAUUCACACUGGGGAGAAGCCCUAUAAAUGCAUAGAGUGCGAGAAGAGCUUUGCUCAGAGCACACACCUUAAGUAUCAUCAAAGAAUUCACACUGGGGAGAAGCCCUAUAAAUGCUUUGAGUGCGGGAAGAGCUUUCUUGAAAGCAGCAAACUUAAGCAGCAUAAAAGAACUCACACUGGGGAGAAGCCCUAUAAAUGCUUUGAGUGCGGGAAGAGCUUUUCUGAAAGCAGCAAACUUAAGCAGCAUAAAAGAACUCACACUGGGGAGAAGCCCUAUAAAUGCUUUGAGUGCGGGAAGAGCUUUGCUGACAGCAACAGCCUUAAGCGGCAUAAAAGAACUCACACUGGGGAGAAGCCCUAUAAAUGCUUAGAGUGCGGGAAGAGCUUUGCUGACAGCAACAGCCUUAAGCGGCAUCAAAGAGUUCACACUGGGGAGAAGCCCUAUAAAUGCUUUGAGUGCGGGAAGAGCUUUUCUGAAAGCAUCAAACUUAAGCAGCAUAAAAGAACUCACACUGGGGAGAAGUCCUAUAAAUGCUUUGAGUGCGGGAAGAGCUUUUCUGAAAGCAGCAACCUUAAGCAGCAUCAAAGAACUCACACUGGGGAGAAUCCCAUUAAAUGCUUAGAGUGUGGAAAGAGCUUUACUCAAUACUCAAGCCUUAAGCAGCAUCAAAGUAUUCACACUGGGGAGAAGCCCUAUAAAUGCUUAGAGUGUGGGAAGAACUUUGCUCAGAGGUCACAGCUUAAGCAGCAUCAAGUAAUGCACACUGGGGAGAAGCCCUAUAAAUGCUUUGAGUGCGGGAAGAGCUUUGCUCGCAGAGAAACCCUUAUGCUGCAUCAAAGAAUUCACACUGGGGAGAAGCCCUAUAAAUGCUUAGAGUGUGGGAAGGACUUUGCUCAGAGGUCACAGCUUAAGCAGCAUCAAGUAAUUCACACUGAGGAAAAGCCCUAUAAAUGCUUUGAGUGCGGGAAGAGCUUUCCUCGCAGAGAUACCCUUAUGCUGCAUCAAACAUUUCACACUGGGGAGAAGCCCUAUAAAUGCUUUGAAUGUGAGAAGAGCUUUGCUCAGACCACACAACUUAAGCGGCAUCAAAGAAUUCACACUGGGGAGAAGCCCUAUAAAUGCUUUGAGUGCGGGAAGAGCUUUUCUGAAAGCAGCAAACUUAAGCAGCAUAAAAGAACUCACACUGGGGAGAAGCCCUAUAAAUGCUUUGAGUGCGGGAAGAGCUUUACUCACAGCUCACACCUUAAGCGGCAUCAACGAAUCCACACUGGGGAGAAGCCCUAUAAAUGCUUAGAGUGUGGGAAGAGCUUUGCUCUCAGCUCACACCUUAAGCAGCAUCAACGAAUUCACACUAGGGAGAAGCCCUAUAAAUGCUUUGAGUGCGGGAAGAGCUUUGCUCACAGCACAAGCCUUAAGCUGCAUCAAGGAAUUCACUCUGGGGAGAAGUCCUAUAAAUGCUUUGAGUGUGGGAAAUGCUUUGCUCUCAGCUUACAGCUUAAGCGGCAUCAACGAAUCCACACUGGGGAGAAGCCCUAUAAAUGCUUAGAGUGUGGGAAGAGCUUUGCUCACAGCUCACACCAUAAGCAGCAUCAACGAAUUCACACUGGGAAGAAGCCCUUUAAAUGCUUAGAGUGCAGGAAGACCUUUGCUCGGAGCACACAGCUUAAGCAGCAUCAAGGAAUUCACACUGGGGAGAAGCCCUAUAAAUGCUUUGAGUGUGGGAAAUGCUUUGCUCUCAGCUCACACCUUAAGCGGCAUCAAACAAUUCACACUGGGGAGAAGCCCUAUAAAUGCUUUGAGUGCGGGAAGAGCUUUUCUGAAAGCAUCAAACUUAAGCAGCAUAAAAGAACUCACACUGGGGAGAAGCCCUAUAAAUGCUUUGAGUGUGGAAACAGCUUUGCUCAGAGCAGCUACCUUAAUCUGCAUCAAAUAAUUCACACUGGGGAGAAGCCCUAUAAAUGCUUUGAGUGUGGGCAGACCUUUGUUCGGCGCUCAAACCUAAAGCAGCAUCAAAGAAUUCACACUGGGGAGAAGCCCUAUAAAUGCUUAGAAUGCGGGAAGAGCUUUGCUCGGAGCACAAACCUUAAGCAUCAUCAAAGAAUUCACACUGGGGAGAAGCCCUAUAAAUGCUUUGAGUGCGGGAAGAGCUUUGCUCAGAGCAGCAGCCUUAAGCUGCAUCAAGGAAUUCACACUGGGAAGAAGCCCCAUAAAUGCUUUGAGUGCGGGAAGAGCUUUGCUCAUGGUAGACAACUUAAGAGGCAUCAAAGAAUUCACACUGGGGAGAAGCCCUAUAAAUGCUUUGAGUGCGGGAAGAGCUUUGCUCAGAGCAGCAGACUUAAGCUGCAUCAAAGAAUUCACACUGGGGAGAAGCCCUAUAAAUGCUUUGAGUGCGGGAAGAGCUUUGCUCAGAGCAGCAAACUUAAGCUGCAUCAAAGAAUUCACACUGGGGAGAAGCCCUAUAAAUGCUUUGAGUGCGGGAAGAGCUUUGCUCACAGCACAAGCCUUAAGCUGCAUCAAAGAAUUCACUCUUUGGAGAAGCCCUAUAAAUGCUUAGAAUGCGGGAAGAGCUUUGCUCAUGGUAUACAACUUAAGAGUCAUCAAAGAAUUCACACUGGGGAGAAGCCCUAUAAAUGCUUAGAAUGCGGGAAGAGCUUUGUUGUGAGCUCAAACCUUAAGCAGCAUCAAAGAAUUCACACUGGGGAGAAGCCCUAUAAAUGCUUUGAGUGCGGGAAGAGCUUUGCUCAGAGCAGCAGCCUAAAGCUGCAUAAAAGAAUUCACACUGGGGAGAAGCCCUAUAAAUGCUUAGGAUGCGGGAAGAGCUUUGCUUGGAGCAAAGUCCUUAAGCAGCAUCAAAGAAUUCACACUGGGGAGAAACCCUAGAAAUGCUUUGAGUAUGGGAAAAGCUUUGCUCUCAGCUCACACCUUAAGCAGCAUCAAUGAAUUCACACUGGGGAGAAGCCCUAUAAAUGCUUAGAGUGUGGGAAGAGCUUUGCUCACAGCUCACACCUUAAGCAGCAUCAACGAAUUCACACUGGGGAGAAGCCCUAUAAAUGCAUAGAGUGUGGGAAGAGCUUUGCUCGCAGCUCACACCUUAAGCUGCAUCAAACAAUUCACACUGGGGAGAAGCCCUAUAAAUGCUUUGAGUGCGAGAAGAGCUUUGCUCAGAGCACACACCUUAAGUAUCAUCAAAGAAUUCACACUGGGGAGAAGCCCUAUAAAUGCUUUGAGUGCGGGAAGAGCUUUGCUGACACCAACAGCCUUAAGCGGCAUCAAACAAUUCACACUGGGGAGAAGCCCUAUAAAUGCUUUGAGUGCGGGAAGAGCUUUUCUGAAAGCAUCAAACUUAAGCAGCAUAAAAGAACUCACACUGGGGAGAAGUCCUAUAAAUGCUUUGAGUGCGGGAAGAGCUUUUCUGAAAGAAGCAACCUUAAGCAGCAUCAAAGAACUCACACUGGGGAGAAUCCCAUUAAAUGCUUAGAGUGCGGAAAGAGCUUUACUCAAUGCUCAAGCCUUAAGCAGCAUCAAAGUAUUCACACUGGGGAGAAGCCCUAUAAAUGCUUAGAGUGUGGGAAGAACUUUGCUCAGAGGUCACAGCUUAAGCAGCAUCAAGUAAUUCACACUGGGGAGAAGCCCUAUAAAUGCUUUGAGUGCGGGAAGAGCUUUGCUCGCAGAGAAACCCUUAUGCUGCAUCAAAGAGUUCACACUGGGGAGAAGCCCUAUAAAUGCUUUGAAUGUGAGAAGAGCUUUGCUCAGACCACACAACUUAAGCGGCAUCAGAGAAUUCACACUGGGGAGAAGCCCUAUAAAUGCUUUGAGUGCGGGAAGAGCUUUUCUGAAAGCAGCAAACUUAAGCAGCAUAAAAGAACUCACACUGGGGAGAAGCCCUAUAAAUGCUUUAAGUGCGGGAAGAGCUUUACUCAAUACUCACAACUUAACUUGCAUAAAAGAAUUCACACUGGGGAAAAGCCCUAUAAAUGCUUUGAGUGUGGGAAAUGCUUUGCUCUCAGCUCACACCUUAAGCGGCAUCAACGAAUCCACACUGGGGAGAAGCCCUAUAAAUGCUUUGAGUGUGGGAAGAGCUUUGCUCUCAGCUCACACUUUAAGGAGCAUCAACGAAUUCACACUGGGAAGAAGCCCUUUAAAUGCUUAGAGUGUGGGAAAUGCUUUGCUCUCAGCUCACACCUUAAGCGGCAUCAACGAAUCCACACUGGGGAGAAGCCCUAUAAAUGCUUAGAGUGUGGGAAGACCUUUGCUCGGAGCACACAGCUUAAGCAGCAUCAAGGAAUUCACACUGGGGAGAAGCCCUAUAAAUGCUUUGAGUGCGGGAAGAGCUUUGCUCAGAGUAGCUACUUUAAGCUGCAUCAAAUAAUUCACACUAGGGAGAAGCCCUAUAAAUGCUUUGAGUGUGGGCAGACCUUUGUUCAGAUUUCAAACCUAAAGCAGCAUCAAGGAAUUCACACUGGGGAGAAGCCCUAUAAAUGCUUUGAGUGCGGGAAAUGCUUUGCUCAGAGUAGCUACCUUAAGCGCCAUCAACGAAUCCACACUGGGGAGAAACCCUAUAAAUGCUUAGAGUGUGGGAAGAGCUUUGCUCAGAGCAUACACCUUAAGCUGCAUCAAAGAAUUCACACUGGGGAGAAGCCCUUUAAAUGCUUUGAGUGCGGGAAGAGCUUUGCUCAGAGCAGCAGCCUUAAGCUGCAUCAAGGAAUUCACACUGGGGAGAAGCCCCAUAAAUGCUUUGAGUGCGGGAAGAGCUUUGCUCAUGGUAUACAACUUAAGAGGCAUCAAAGAAUUCACACUGGGGAGAAGCCCUAUAAAUGCUUUGAGUGCGGGAAGAGCUUUGCUCAGAGCAGUUACCUAAAGCUUCAUCAAAUAAUUCACACUGGGGAGAAGCCCUAUAAAUGCUUUGAGUGCGGGAAGAGCUUUGCUCGGAGCAGCAAACUUAAGCUGCAUCAAAGAAUUCACACUAGGGAGAAGCCCUAUAAAUGCUUUGAGUGCGGGAAGAGCUUUGCUCAGAGCAGCAGCCUUAAGCUGCAUCAAGGAAUUCACUCUGGGGAGAAGUCCUAUAAAUGCUUUGAGUGCGGGAAGAGCUUUGUUGUGAGCUCAAAACUUAAGCAGCAUCAAAAAAUUCACACUGGGGAGAAGCCCUAUAAAUGCUUUGAGUGCGGGAAGAGCUUUGUUGAGAGCUCAAACCUUAAGCAGCAUCAAAGAAUUCACACUGGGGAGAAGCCCUAUAAAUGCUUUGAGUGCGGGAAGAGCUUUAUUUGAUCUCAUUCAAGGAAAUUAGUUCUGCAUCAAAGAAUUCACACUGGGGAGAAGCCCUAUAAAUGCUUAGAAUGCGGGAAGAGCUUUGCUCAGAGCACACUCCUUAAGCUUCAUCAAAGAAUUCACAGUGGGGAGAAGCCCUAUAAAUGCUUAGAAUGUGGGAAGAGCUUUGCUCAAAGUGCAGGCCUUAAGAGGCAUCAAAGAAUUCACAGUGGGGAGAAGCCCUAUAAAUGCUUAGAAUGCGGGAAGAGCUUUGCUCUGAGCUCACACCUUAAGCGGCAUCAAAGAAUUCACACUGGGGAGAAGACCUAUAAAUGCUUAGAGUGCGGGAAGAGCUUUGCUCAGGGAAUACAUCUUAAGCAGCAUCAAAGAAUUCACACUGGAGAGGAGCCCUAUAAAUGCUUAGAGUGCGGGAAGAGCUUUGCUCAGAGGACAGCCCUUAAGCAGCAUCAAAGAAUUCACACUGGGGAGAAGCUCUAUAAAUGCUUUGAGUGUGGGAAGAGCUUUGCUCAGGGAAUACAUCUUAAGAAGCAUCAAAGAAUUCACACUGGGGAGGGGCCCUAUAAAUGCUUACAGUGUGGGAAGAGCUUUACUCAAAGCACAAGCCUUAAGCUGCAUCAAAGUAUUCACACUGGGGAGAAGCCCUAUAAAUGCUUAGAGUGCGGGAAGAGCUUUGCUCAAGGUAUUCAUCUUAAGCAGCAUCAAAGAAUUCACACUGGGGAGAAGCCCUAUAAAUGCUUUGAGUGUGGGAAGAGCUUUGCUCAGAAAAUACACCUUAAGCUGCAUCAAAGAAUUCACACUGGGGAGAAGCCCUAUAAAUGCUUUGAGUGCGGGAAGAGCUUUGCUCACCGCAACAGCCUUAAGCAGCAUCAAAGAAUACACACUGGGGAGAAGCCCUAUAAAUGCUUAGAGUGCGGGAAGAGCUUUACUCGCAGCAGCAACCUUAAGCGGCAUCAAAGAAUUCACACUGGGGAGAAGCCCUAUAAAUGCUUAGAAUGCGGGAAGAGCUUUGCUCAGGGUAUACAUCUUAAGCGGCAUCAAGGAAUUCACACUGGAGGGAAGCCCUAUAAAUGCUUAGAAUGCGGGAAGAGCUUUGCUCUGAGCUCACACCUUAAGCGGCAUCAAAGAAUUCACACUGGGGAGAAGCCCUAUAAAUGCUUAGAGUGCGGGAAGAGCUUUGCUCAGGGUAUACACCUUAAGCAGCAUCAAGGAAUUCACACUGGGGAGAAGCCCUAUAAAUGCUUAGAGUGUGGGAAGAUCUUUGCUCAGGGAAUACAUCUUAAGCAGCAUCAAAGAAUUCACACUGGAGAGGAGCCCUAUAAAUGCUUAGAGUGCGGGAAGAGCUUCACUUUCAACUCACAACUUAACUUGCAUAAAAGAAUUCACACUGGGGAGAAGCCCUAUAAAUGCUUUGAGUGUGGGAAGAGCUUUGCUCUCAGCUCACACCUUAAGCAGCAUCAACGAAUUCACACUGGGGAGAAGCCCUAUAAAUGCAUUGAAUGUGGUAAGAGCUUUGCUCGCAGCUCACUCCUUAAGCUGCAUCAACGAAUUCACACUGGAGAAAAGCCCUAUAAAUGCUUUGAGUGUGGGAAGAGCUUUGCUCUCAGCUCACGCCUUAAGCUGCAUCAAAGAAUUCACACUGGGGAGAAGCCCUAUAAAUGCUUAGAGUGUGGGAAGAGCUUUCCUCAGAGCACAGCCCUUAAGCUGCAUCAAAGAAUUCACACUGGGGAGAAGCCCUAUAAAUGCUUAGAGUGUGGGAAGAGCUUUGCUCUCAGCUCACACCUUAAGCUGCAUCAACGAAUUCACACUGGGGAGAAGCCCUAUAAAUGUUUAGAGUGCGGGAAGAGCUAUGGCCAGGGUAUACAUCUUAGGCAGCAUCAAAGAAUUCACACUGGGGAGAAGCCCUAUAAAUGCUUUGAGUGUGGGCGGACCUUUGUUGGGAGCUCACACCUAAAGCUGCAUCAAAGAAUUCACACUGGGGAGAAGCCCUAUAAAUGCUUUGAGUGUGGGCGGACCUUUGUUGGGAGCUCACACCUACAGCUGCAUCAAAGAAUUCACACUGGGGAGAAGCCCUAUAAAUGCUUAGAAUGCGGGAAGAGCUUUGCUCAGAACACACACCUUAAGCAGCAUCAAAGAAUUCACACUGGGGAGAAGCCGUAUAAAUGCUUUGAGUGCGGGAAGAGCUUUGCUCACAGCAGCAGCCUUAAGCAGCAUAAAAGAAUUCACACUGGGGAGAAGUGCUAUAAAUGCUUUGAGUGCGGGAAGAGCUUUGCUCACAGCAGCAGCCUUAAGCAGCAUAAAAGAAUUCACACUGGGGAGAAGCCCUAGAAAUGCUUUGAGUGCGGGAAGAGCUUUGCUGACAGCAACACCCUUAAGCAGCAUCAAAGAAUUCACACCGGGGAGAAGCCCUAGAAAUGCUUUGAGUGUUGGAAGAUCUUUGCUCUGAGCUUACACCUUAAGCAGCAUCAUAAAAGAAUUCACACUGGGGAGAAGCCCUAUAAAUGCUUUGAGUGCGAGAAGAGCUUUGCUGACAGCAGCAGCCUUAAGCGGCAUCAAAGAAUUCACACUGGGGAGAAGCCCUAUAAAUGCUUUGAGUGCGGGAAGAGCUUUUCUCAGAGCACAAACCUUAAGCAUCAUCAAAGACUUCACACUGGGGAGAAGCCCUAUAAAUGCUUUGAGUGCGGGAAGAGCUUUGCUCAGAGCAGCAGCCUUAAGCUGCAUCAAAGAAUUCACACUGGGGAGAAGCCCCAUAAAUGCUUUGAGUGCGGGAAGAGCUUUGCUCGUGGUAUACAUCUUAAGAGUCAUCAAAGAAUUCACACUGAGGAGAAGCCCUAUAAAUGCUUACAAUGCGGGAAGAGCUUUUCUCGGAGCACAAACCUUAAGCAUCAUCAAAGAAUUCACACUGGGGAGAAGCCCUAUAAAUGCUUUGAGUGCGGGAAGAGCUUUGCUCAGAGCAGGAACCUUAAGCUGCAUCAAAGAAUUCACACUGGGGAGAAGCCGUAUAAAUGCUUUGAGUGCAGGAAGAGCUUUACUCAGAGCAGCAGCCUUAAGCUGCAUCAAAGAAUUCACACUGGGGAGAAGCCAUAUAAAUGCUUUGAGUGCGAGAAGAGCUUUGCUCAGAGAACACACCUUAAGCGGCAUCAAAGAAUUCACACUGGGGAGAAGCCCUAUAAAUGCUUUGAGUGCGGGAAGAGCUUUUCUGAAAGAAGCAAACUUAAGCUGCAUCAAAGAAAUCACACUGGGGAGAACCCCAUGAAUAAGCCCUAUAAAUGCUUAGAAUGCGGGAAGAGCUUUGCUCAGGAUAUACAUCUUAAGCGGCAUCAAGGAAUUCACAGUGGAGAGAAGCCCUAUAAAUGCUUAGAAUGCGGGAAGAGCUUUGCUCAGAGCACACUCCUUAAGCGGCAUCAAAGAAUUCACACUGGGGAGAAGCCCUAUAAAUGCUUAGAAUGCGGGAAGAGCUUUGCUCAGGGUAUACAUCUUAAGCAGCAUCAACUAAUUCACACUGGAGAGAAGCCCUAUAAAUGCUUAGAAUGCGGGAAGAGCUUUGCUCUGAGCUCACACCUUAAGCAGCAUCAAAGAAUUCACACUGGGGAGAAGCCCUAUAAAUGCUUAGAGUGCGGGAAGAGCUUUGCUCAGGGUAUACACCUUAAGCGCCAUCAAGGAAUUCACACUGGGGAGAAGCCCUAUAAAUGCUCAGAGUGUGGGAAGAGCUUUGCUCAGGGAAUACAUCUUAAGCGGCAUCAAAGAAUUCACACUGAGGAGAAGCCCCAGAAAUGCUUUGAGUGCGGGAAGAGCUUUGCUCAGGGUAUACACCUUAAGCGCCAUCAAGAAAUUCACACUGGGGAGAAGCCCUAUAAAUGCUUAGAGUGCGGGAAGAGCUUUACUCAGAGCACCAGCCUUAAGCUGCAUCAAAGGAUUCACACUGAGGAGAAGCCCCAGAAAUGCUUUGAGUGCGGGAAGAGCUUUGCUCAUGGUAUAUAUCUUAAGCGGCAUCAAAGAAUUCACACUGGGGAGAAGCCCUAUAAAUGCUUAGAGUGUGGGAAGAGCUUUGCUCAGGGAAUACAUCUUAAGCAGCAUCAAAGAAUUCACACUGGGGAGGAGCCCUAUAAAUGCUUACAGUGUGGGAAGAGCUUUACUCAAAGCACAAGCCUUAAGCUUCAUCAAAGAAUUCACACUGGGGAGAAGCCCUAUAAAUGCUUAGAGUGCGGGAAGAGCUUUGCUCAAGGUAUUCAUCUUAAGCAGCAUCAAAGAAUUCACACUGGGGAGAAGCCCUAUAAAUGCUUUGAGUGUGGGAAGAGCUUUGCUCAUAAAAUACACCUUAAGCUGCAUCAAAGAAUUCACACUGGGGAGAAGCCCUAUAAAUGCUUUGAGUGCGGGAAGAGCUUUGCUCAGAGGACAGCCCUUAAGCAGCAUCAAAGAAUACACACUGGGGAGAAGCCCUAUAAAUGCUUAGAGUGCGGGAAGAGCUUUGCUCAGGGUAUACACCUUAAGCGGCAUCAAAGAAUUCACACUGGAGAGGAGCCCUAUAAAUGCUUAGAGUGCGGGAAGACCUUUGCUCAGAGGACAGCCCUUAAGCAGCAUCAGGGAAUUCACAAUGGGGAGAUUCUCUAUAAAUGCUUAGAGUGUGGGAAGAGCUUUACUCGCAGCAGCAGCCUUAAGCUGCAUCAAAGAAUUCACACUGGGGAGAAGCUCUAUAAAUGCUUUGAGUGUGGGAAGAGCUUUGCUCAGGGAAUACAUCUUAAGCAGCAUCAAAGAAUUCACACUGGGGAGGAGCCCUAUAAAUGCCUACAGUGUGGGAAGAGCUUUACUCAAAGCACAAGCCUUAAGCUGCAUCAAAGAAUUCACACUGGGGAGAAGCCCUAUAAAUGCUUAGAGUGCGGGAAGAGCUUUGCUCAAGGUAUUAAUCUUAAGCAGCAUCAAAGAAUUCACACUGGGGAGAAGCCCUAUAAAUGCUUUGAGUGCGGGAAGAGCUUUGCUCAGAAAAUACACCUUAAGCGGCAUCAAAGAAUACACACUGGGGAGAAGCCCUAUAAAUGAUUUGAGUGAGGGAAGAGCUUUGCUCUGGGUAUACAUCUUAAGCAGCAUUAAAGAAUUCACACUGGGGAGAAGCCCUAGAUAUGCUUUGAGUGUCGGAAGAUCUUUGCUCUGAGCUCACAACUUAAGCAGCAUCAAAGAAUUCUGUUAAAGCAGCCCAAAACAGCAUUUGCUUUUUUUGCAACCACAUCACACUGUUGGCUCAUAUUCAGCUUGUGAUCUAGAACAAUUCCAAUGUGGUUCUUGUUUGUAGUAUUGCUGAGUCAUGUAUCCCCCCGUCUUGUAAAUGUGCAUUUGGUUUCCUUUUCGUAGGUGUAGAAGUUGGCAUUAAUCCCUAUUAAAUUUCAUUCUGUUGUUUUCAUAUCAGCA
Molecule: messenger RNA, 17337 nt
Organism: Elgaria multicarinata webbii
Lineage: Eukaryota; Metazoa; Chordata; Lepidosauria; Squamata; Anguidae
Biological process (GO): regulation of transcription by RNA polymerase II
Cellular component (GO): nucleus
Molecular function (GO): DNA-binding transcription activator activity, RNA polymerase II-specific; RNA polymerase II cis-regulatory region sequence-specific DNA binding
Source: RefSeq, a predicted model, not a curated record